Messenger RNA from Onthophagus taurus, 711 nucleotides. RefSeq lists its product as uncharacterized. The record is from RefSeq and is a predicted model, not a curated record. NCBI's taxonomy places the organism in Eukaryota, Metazoa, Arthropoda, Insecta, Coleoptera, Scarabaeidae.
AUGGUUCGUCGAAAGGGUGAAAAAUCGUCUGACUCGUCAGAACUGGAGUGUUUGAUCAUGGCUGCCCUUGAGAAGGAGGAUUUUAUUAAAGGACUGAGUGGCCUCAUAGCUAAGGUGGUAGCGGACCAAUUGGAUACGUUGAAGAGAGAAUUUGAUGGUAAAAUUAGUGAUUUUCGGCGUGAUUUGAGCAAUAUUCACGAAAAAUGCGAUAAUAUUGAGAAACAAAUCUCUAAACAGAUAUCUGGUGAAAUACAAGUUCUUAAGCGGCGCUGUGACGAGAUCGAUAAAUCUGGUUCUGAUAAAAUUGAUCGUCUCGAACAAUAUGGGAGACGAAAUAAUUUACGUUUAUUUGGUGUAAAGGAGACCCCGGAAGAAAAUACCGAUCUGGUCGUUUUAAAUAUUUUUAAAAGUUAUCUUGGAGAAGAAUUGGAUAUAUCAGCUAUUCAACGAUCUCACCGAAUUGGUAAAAUUAAGGAAAAAUACAAUCGGGCUAUUAUUAUCAAGUUUUCUUCUUAUCGUGUACGUUCAAAAAUUUAUUCGCUAAAGAGCCAACUGAAGGGAACAAGGGUUGUGAUUAAGGAAGAUCUUACGCGCGCCAGAGCGGAUAUGGUAAAGGAACUGGUGGAUGACUAUGGUAAAGGUCGUGUGUGGACGAUGGAUGGUAUUAUUUACGCGAAAAACGACAAGGGCACCAUAGAUAGAUUCGGAUAA